AUGUAUGUUUCUUUGGCGGCAUGUAAAGAAGGAUUCUUGGCAGGAUGCAGGCCAAUGAUAUGUGUUGAUGCCUGUUUCAUUAAGACCAAACGGGGUGGGCAAUUGCAUGCCGCCAUCGCCCGUGACGGUAAUGAUGACAUAUAUCCCAUUGCAUAUGCGGUAUGCGAGACCGAGAACAAGGAUACAUGGACAUGGUUCUUGGUCCAACUGUUAGAGGAUAUUGGUUAUCCGCAGGAGCAUAUGUGGUCGUUCAUGUCGGACCGACAAAAGGGGCUAAUCGAUGCUCUGGAGGACCUAAUGCCCGGUCUCGAGCAUCGUUAUUGUGUCAGGCACUUGUAUGCAAACAUGAAGGGGAAGGGAUGGAAGGGGAAAAAGUUCAAAGAUGCGUUAUGGGGUGCAACACCCAAUAAAGUCCAAUUUAAGUACUAUCUUGUCAUUGGAGAGAUGGACAAAAAAGCUCUCGAGUACACUGAGAGGGUUGACCCAAAAAUGUGGUCAAGGCAUGCAUUCCGAACCACCAGCUGCAGUGACAUCUUACUGAAUAACAUCGUCGAGAGCUUCAAUGCUUGGAUUGUGAAGAAGUUGGAGAGGAACAAGUUAGAGGCAAAGAACUAUAUUUGUCGUUGGAGCAAUCAGAUGCAAUUUGAGGUCGAUAAUGCCCAUGAGCCUCAGCGGGUGGUGGAUCUUCAACGACAAACGUGUGGCUGUGGGAGGUGGCAACUUAAUGGGAUUCCUUAUCCACAUGCAGUUUGUGCGAUAUACCUCAAUAAAGGAAAACCUGAGACUUAUGUCGGCCAUUGGUACAUGAUGGAUACAUACAGAAAGUCCUAUGCCUCCGGGGGUGUGGAACCUAUAGAACCACUGCAGCCAAAGAAACAGCGUGGGAGGCCCAAAAAACAGAGGCAAAGAGGAGUUGAUGAGCAGCUAGACGAGAGCAUUAAAGUGAGUCGCAAGGGCUACGAUGUGCGGUGUGGAAAUUGUGGUGAAAAGGGGCACAAUGCUAGGAGUUGCCACAAACCCGACAACCCAAAUAGGAAGAAGUAUCCCAAGCAGCCUAAGAAACCGAAGGGAAGCACAUCCAAUGCAUGCCCAUCAAGGGCAGGGCCAUCAGGUGCAGGCACACCAGAUGAGGGCGCAGGCCCAUCUGCCCCUGCAAGUCCAUCAGGUGCAGACCCAUCUGCCCCUACAGGUCCAUUAGGCGCAGGCCCAUUUGCCCCUGCAGAUCCACCAGGUCAACUGGCAAGGACACGUCGAAGACAAAGAAUACCUCAAGGAACAAGCAUCCAUUGA
Alnus glutinosa is the source of this 1290-nucleotide messenger RNA. RefSeq lists its product as uncharacterized. The record is from RefSeq and is a predicted model, not a curated record. The transcript is spliced from 5 exons. The coding region runs from base 1 to 1290 and encodes 429 amino acids. NCBI's taxonomy places the organism in Eukaryota, Viridiplantae, Streptophyta, Magnoliopsida, Fagales, Betulaceae. Gene Ontology annotation, molecular function: zinc ion binding; nucleic acid binding.